GACGCGUGACGUAAAUUAUCUGCGCCGCAAAGCAGAGAGCGCGAUGGCGGCUGCUCAACCAAAGCAAGAGAAGGAGAGCGACGAUUGCUCUUUGCUGCCUCUCGUUCAUGACAUUAUCAAAUGCAUGGACAAGGACAGCCAGGAUGUCCAUCAAGAACUGGCCAAGCUGAAGGUAAAGAUCCAGGAGGCUCGGGAGCAGAUCUCCAACAUGCCCGGGAUAGACUGCAGUCCGCCGGAGCAGCAGCAGCAGUUUUCAACGCUGCGGGAGCAGGUCCGCACCAAGAACCAGCUGCUGCAGAAAUACAAAAGUCUGUGCAUGUUUGACGUGCCAAAAGCAUCAUGAUAAUUAAGACUGGAUUACUGCACUGGGUGGAUGAAGCUCACAGACAGUGGAGGAGCAGGAAGGACCUCUUAUUGUUUCCAUCGUUACUCAUGGAGCAUAGGUGGGAUUCUAGAAAACGGGAUGGACGUUUGAAUGAACAAGGACUUAUUUUUCCUCAGUUUUAUGAAAGUCACAUGUUAUGCAUUGCAAGUUGCAGACUUUGCGGAGUAUUAUUUCUAUUCAUUGUAGUUUUUCAGUGUAUUGUUUUCCUAACUUGUGAUAUCUUACAUUAUUUGUAUUUUGUAAUAAAAUGAAUUGAUCAGGAA
Messenger RNA from Centropristis striata (black sea bass), 648 nucleotides. RefSeq names its product mediator complex subunit 9 (gene med9). Bases 44 to 343 code for a protein of 99 amino acids. Lineage: Eukaryota; Metazoa; Chordata; Actinopteri; Perciformes; Serranidae. The transcript has 2 exons. Gene Ontology annotation, cellular component: mediator complex. Gene Ontology annotation, molecular function: transcription coregulator activity. The record is from RefSeq and is a predicted model, not a curated record. Gene Ontology annotation, biological process: regulation of transcription by RNA polymerase II.